Messenger RNA from Tetrahymena thermophila SB210, 1152 nucleotides. Its product is annotated as 60 kDa inner membrane protein. The record is from RefSeq and is a predicted model, not a curated record. The transcript is spliced from 10 exons. NCBI's taxonomy places the organism in Eukaryota, Ciliophora, Oligohymenophorea, Hymenostomatida, Tetrahymenidae. Gene Ontology annotation, cellular component: mitochondrial inner membrane. Gene Ontology annotation, molecular function: membrane insertase activity. Gene Ontology annotation, biological process: protein insertion into mitochondrial inner membrane from matrix; mitochondrial respiratory chain complex IV assembly.
AUGAUUAGGAAUAAUUUAACAAAAUCGAUAUGGAAGUAGGUAGUCAGACCUUAUUGCUUUGGUCAAAGUUUGCAUAAACAUAACUUAUAUCAAUUUUCAUAAGUACCUCCUAUGAAUAAUAGCGGCAUAGUUAAUCCUAAUAUGGAUUUAAAUUAGAAAAUUGAAGCACUGGAAAAGUCAUAGCCAUUUUUUGAUAGAAUCAUGUUUUUCGAUCCUGAUAUUAUGGCUAAUCUACCUGGUCCCUUGCAAAAAUUUGAUCCAAUAGUUGAGGCAGGAAAGGAUAUGCUCGUGUACUUUCAUGACUUAGGAUUGCCAUGGUGGAGUGUUAUUUCGGUUGCCUGUUUUUUACUGAGAAGCUCUAUAAUGCCUUUAAUUUAUGUGCAAUUUAAAAGGACAAGCAAAUUAGCAUCUAUUGCACCAGUGCUCAUCCAAGUGAAAAAGUUAGCUGAUCAAUGUUAAGUUUCAAGAUCAAAGAGAAUUUAAUUGAUUGCUACUGCUUGGUUUUAAAUUAUUAGAUAACAAAAAUUAAAGAUGUUCAGACUAUUUGUUUACAAUUUGGUCAAUAUUCCUAUCAUUAUUACUAUGGUUUGGAGCAUAAGAAGAACCAUGAUUGAAGAAUCUGUCAAGAAUACUUCUUUCCUUUGGAUUCCUAGUUUUGUCCAAGUUGAUCCUUAUUUUAUACUUCCAGUCUUAGCUAUAGCAGGUUAUUACUGGAAUCUUCAGAGAUUUAUUACACCAGAAAAUAAACACACUUUGAUUUCAAAGAUAAGAGGAAUAGGAUAAAUAUUAUUGAUCCUUUGGCUUCCACUUCUAUCUAAUUGGCCUGCUUUGAUCUAAUGGUAUAUCUUCAACAAUGCUCUUUACAGUCUAAUUUAAACUACUCUGAUUACCCAUCCUAAUUUCAUUAGAUUUGUUGAACCUAAAAUGCUUUUGUAUCAAUUCAUUUUGAAGACUGUCGAAUAUGAUAAGAUAUAAUCAGAAACUUUAGUUGAAUCUAUAAAAUCGGGGGAAGAUUCCUACAAAGAUAAAUCAAUUUCAGAAGAGGUUUUGGUUGCAUAGAUGGAAGAAAUGUUAAGAAAAUUAAAUGCUGAAAACAUCGAUGAAACUAUGGAUGAUGUACGUGAAUACACAGAAAAUGAUCUUAAAUUCUGA